UUUAAUUAUAAGCGUUAUCUUAUCUUCUAUCCAUCCAGAAGUUGAACAAAUUUCUUCCAUCCAACACAAGAGCAUUACAUUAACUAGUUAAUCGAUCAUGAAUAAAACAUUAGCAGGCUCCUCCGACUACCAACCAAUACCUCCUCCGCGACCGCAACCUCCCGUCGAAUGGUCUACCGGGUUAUGUGAUUGCUUCUCUGACUACGACAAUUGUUGCCUAACGUGUUGGUGUCCAUGGGUAACAUUUGGUCGAACUGCAGAGAUUCUUGAAAAGGGAUCCAUUUCUUGUGGUUAUAGUGGUUUGAACCAUUUUGUAUAUGGCCGCUUAUACUCAGUCUACUACCGAAGAAAGAUGAGAUCUCAGUACAAUUUGAAAGGAAAUAAUUGCUUGGAUUGCUUGACUCAUUUCUUUUGCAAUAGAUGCGCAUUGUGCCAAGAGUACCGUGAGCUUGAAAAACAUGGAUUUAACAUGAAGAUCGGGUGGCAUGGAAAUGUUGAGCAACAGACAAGGGGAGUAGCCAUGACUUCAACCGCUCCAACAGUGGAAAAGGGCAUGACGCGUUGAAAGACUUUUUUACAUGGCUAGUGCAAUUUUCAAAACAAAUUACUAAACUAGUGCAACUUUUGUUUUAAUUACAAAAAUAGUGUAAAUCGCCACUUGAAGUGGCGAUACCUCUUAAUUUUUUUAUGAAAUCGCCACUAGCAGUGGCGAAACCAUAAUUUCUUUUUGACUUUGUUUAUUAGUGACGGAAAAGUAUCCGUCACAAAUUUCGUCGCUAAAAUUUUGCCACGAUAGUAUUCACGCUUCAAUUUCCGUCGCUAAAUUCUUUUUCAAUAUUCACUAGGAUUUUGAGACGAAAUUUACUUCGUCGCAAACAGAAUUCCGUCGCUAGACAUUUUGCGACGGGUGCUAUCUCUCUUCACAUUCGGUCACUGAUACCAUUUAUAUUAUAUAUUAGGAUUUUGUGACUGAUACAAUUCGGUCACUAACAAAG
Molecule: messenger RNA, 995 nt
Organism: Lotus japonicus
Lineage: Eukaryota; Viridiplantae; Streptophyta; Magnoliopsida; Fabales; Fabaceae
Product: protein PLANT CADMIUM RESISTANCE 2-like
Exons: 4
Coding region: 98-565 (155 amino acids)
Source: RefSeq, a predicted model, not a curated record